Trichechus manatus latirostris (Florida manatee) is the source of this 1835-nucleotide messenger RNA. It is a transcript of the gene SLC19A1, whose product is annotated as solute carrier family 19 member 1. The coding region runs from base 28 to 1602 and encodes 524 amino acids. The transcript is spliced from 5 exons. NCBI's taxonomy places the organism in Eukaryota, Metazoa, Chordata, Mammalia, Sirenia, Trichechidae. The record is from RefSeq and is a predicted model, not a curated record. Gene Ontology annotation, molecular function: folate:monoatomic anion antiporter activity; folic acid binding; methotrexate transmembrane transporter activity. Gene Ontology annotation, cellular component: apical plasma membrane; basolateral plasma membrane; plasma membrane. Gene Ontology annotation, biological process: methotrexate transport; folate transmembrane transport.
UGUCCCCAUCUGGUCCCUGCCGGCAGCAUGGCGCCCUCGGGCUCGGUGGUGGCAGUGGCAGAGAAACAGCCCCCCCUGGACCCUGCCGAGGGCCAGGGGGUCAAGUCCUGGCAGUGCCUGGUGUUCUACCUCUGCUUCUACGGCUUCAUGGCGCAGAUGCGGCCCGGGGAGAGUUUCAUCACCCCCUAUCUCCUGGGGGACAAGAACUUCACCAGAGAGCAGGUCACCAACGAGAUCACGCCGGUGCUGUCCUACUCAUACCUGGCGGUCCUGGUGCCGGUUUUCCUGCUCACCGACUACGUGCGUUACAAGCCGGUGCUGUUGCUGCAGGGCCUGAGCUAUGUGUCCGUGUGGUUGCUGCUGCUGUUCGGCCACACAGUGCUGCACAUGCAGUUCAUGGAGUUCUUCUACAGCCUCACCAUGGCUGCCCGCAUCGCCUACUCCUCCUACAUCUUCUCCCUGGUGCCCCUGGCCCACUUCCAGCGCAUGGCCAGCUACUCGCGGGCCGCCGUGCUCUUGGGCGUCUUCACCAGCUCUGUGCUGGGCCAGGCGCUCAUCUCUGCGGGCCAGCUCUCCUUCACCAUGCUCAACUACGUCUCCCUAGGCUUCCUCGCCUUCAGCGUGCUGCUCACCCUCUUCCUCAAGCGCCCCAAGCGCAGCCUCUUCUUUAACCGCAGCAUGUCCGCGUACCAUGCCACCACGCCCUCUGAGCUAGACCGCAUGGCUCCGGGUAGCCCUGGCAAGCCCGCAGGUGGCAAGCUCGAGCUCACACUCCUGGCCGCCUGGCAGGACUCGGUGCUUGCCCGCAUGCUCCGGGAGCUGGGUGCCAUCCUGCGGCUGCCACAGCUACGCCUCUGGUCCCUCUGGUGGAUCUUCAACUCGGCCGGCUACUACCUGAUCAUCUACUACACACACAUCCUGUGGAACGUGGUGAACCCCACCAGGGACAGCUCUGCAGUCUACAACGGAGGGGCAGAUGCUGCCUCAACUCUGCUGGGUGCAGUCACCUCCUUUGCUGCAGGCUUUGUGAAGAUCCGCUGGGCCUUGUGGUCCAAGCUGGUCAUCGCAACUGUCACAGUCACCCAGGCUGGCCUCGUCUUCCUCAUGUACAGCACCAGCAACAUCUGGGUCUGCUACGCCACCUUCGUGCUCUUCCGGGGCGCCUACCAGUUCCUGGUGCCCAUUGCAACGUCUCAGAUUGCAUCUUCUCUGUCAAAAGAACUCUGUGCCUUGGUCUUCGGGAUCAACACAUUCCUUGCCACAGUCCUCAAGACCACGAUCACUGUUAUAGUGUCAGAUAAGCGGGGCCUGGGGCUCCCGGUCCACUCACAGUUCCUCGUCUACUUUGGGUACUUCCUCGUGCUGUCCGCGGCCUACUUCUCCGGGGCCGUGCUGGUGGGCCUGCAGCACUGCCGCCGGGCCCGCCCCAAGCCCCUGCCCCUGGCCCAGGAGAUGAUGAGCCCAGCAGAGGCGCUGGGCGUGGAGGACGGGGGCCUGGACAGCUUGCAGCCCACCACCCCGCCGCUGCCACCAGAGGAGAACAGUCAGGCCCUCGGGACAGCCACCCGUGAGCGGAGCCCGUUGCCCGAGGAGAAGGCCUGAGCCGCCCGCCGGGACCCCUGACACAGAAGACCACACAUAGACCAAACCAGGCCUCAGCGUCCCAGAUGGGCCAUGUCCCCGGCCGGCUGCCUGCUGGCAUCAGUGGUGCCACUGCUCUGGCACUGUCCAAACCCAGGGUUCAGGUUGCAGAGCCGGCGACUAAUGGGGACAGCAGGGGGCAGCCUUCCCGUGAGACCCUUGGCCCGUCCCUGUGACUGCAGUGGGUGAGCUGC